AUGGCGAAAGGUGGAAAACUAAUGAGGCUGAAAUCAGUGCUGAAGAAAUGGAACUCAUUUGGCAACGGCAAGCAGAGCCGCCACAGCACCAGCGCCGUCGCCGACGACGAGUCCUCCUCCAGAUCGGACCUCCAUGCGGUCUACGUUGGGAAGUCCCGCCGCCUCUACCGCGUCUCUUCCGGCGUCCUCGGCCACCCCGUCUUCCGGGAACUUGUGGAGAGGUCCCGCGAAGACUCCGACCACCAACACGACACCAUCAAUGUCGCAUGCGAGGUUGUCCUCUUCGAACACUUGCUCUGGAUGCUGGAAAACGCCGACCCACAACCCGAGUCUCUCAACGAACUGGUCGAUUUCUAUGCCUGCUAA
Messenger RNA from Sphenostylis stenocarpa, 366 nucleotides. The record is from the annotation of a GenBank genome assembly. NCBI's taxonomy places the organism in Eukaryota, Viridiplantae, Streptophyta, Magnoliopsida, Fabales, Fabaceae.